Fukomys damarensis (Damara mole-rat) is the source of this 6924-nucleotide messenger RNA. It is a transcript of the gene Slc45a3, whose product is annotated as solute carrier family 45 member 3. The record is from RefSeq and is a predicted model, not a curated record. Gene Ontology annotation, cellular component: membrane. Gene Ontology annotation, molecular function: sucrose:proton symporter activity. NCBI's taxonomy places the organism in Eukaryota, Metazoa, Chordata, Mammalia, Rodentia, Bathyergidae. The transcript has 7 exons. Bases 4168 to 5676 code for a protein of 502 amino acids.
UUUUUUUUUUUGAGACAGUAUGUAAUUAAGGCUGGCCUUGAACUUACUGUGCAGCCCAGGUCGCCUUCAACCUUGAAGUGGUCCCCAGAUGCGGCCUCCAUGGUGCAGGAGUUCCACGCGUGUGCCACCACGCCUGGCAUUAGUAACUCAACAAUAUCACUCAGCUGUGAUUAAACACACAGGGGCACCCAGCCUUCUGGGACCCUGCUCUUAAAAAAUAGUCUGUUCUAGACGACUUCUUGAAAGCCCACUUCCUCUUGUGGAAGUUCUUUGGCCUCUCUGUUACAACUUUUUCUCUGUAAAAGGAGGGAAAUAGUACCUACCUCACAGUAUUUCAAGGAUUAAGUUAGCUGAUGUAGGUAAACCUCUGAGCAGCUGCUUGUAAAACGAGCUUGAUAAAUGUCAGCUGCUGCUGCUUGGUGACAAAGGAGACAGGCAUUGUGGUUUAACUGAGAAACCAGUUCCUUCGUGAAGGGUGGCACCACACGUAACCACACAUAAGCUGUGAGUAACGUCCACAGUGCAGUUGUGGUCCGGUGUGAAGAACACCCCAGUACUGGACGUCUGAUUCUCCCCUGUCCCUGUCACUACCACGUAGCCUGUCUUGUUUUGUAGUUAGUUCGGAACCUCCUCCUCUGCUCACCUCCCAAGAGUGGCCGCUGCAGGUUGGAGGAGCAUAGGGAGGGGUGAUGGAGGCAAAUUUACACCUGAAAGGUGAAGCAUCUUCUGUGUGGAAUGGUUCCAGAGUUAUUUUUAGGGAAACCUUAGUGAGAGUGUCCUGAAGUGGGAAUGUCACUCUGUCCUUCCGCUCCAGCCCUUGGGAUCUUUUGUGUUGCUCUUAAGGUCGGGCAGAAAAGCCCAGUUUCCCUUUCUUUGGCCAUUCAGUGUCCCAGUGGCUGGACAGCAAGGGUGAAGACCAGAUCAGUUGGUACCAGGCCUGGUGUCUCAAACACUGAUGCCACUUGACUCCCAGCAAGAGCUGGAGUGUUGAGUGUUGUCCAGUAUAUUAUGUGUCCCUGCGUGGGGGCAGGCACUGGUGACAGAGCCAUGACGGGGUGGUCCUGAUCCCUGGCCAGAACUUCCUAUUUAAUCCCCUCUUCUACUACGUGAUCUGUGUUUCCUCUCCCAUGGGAGAAGUCCACAGUUUGCCACUGGCCCUGAAUGACCAUGGGGCUUCUGGAUUUGAGGUAGACUUACCCGCUUGUUGCUUUGGUUUCUUCAUCUGUGAAAUGGACACACGGCUCACCUGGAAAGGUUAUGUUGUCAAAUGGGAUAUAUAUAUUUAUCAGAGUUCCUGCACAGACAGGCACUUUGGUUGCUUGCUGCCCUUCCCUUCUUUGUUACUUCUGGAGGUCACCCUCUCUGGGGGUCUGGGACAAGCCAACCAGAAGAGGGUUGCAAGCCAUUUCUUGGUUCCAGUCCCCAGUCAUCAGAUCAGCCCAAACAAAACAGGUCGCCCAGCCAAAUCGGAUGCCCUUGGGAGCAGCUGCCCACAGCAGAUGCUCCUCUCUCCCCAGUGUGCAUACUGUCAGCCCUCUACCCUUCAAGUCCUCUAAUCACAAGUGUACUUUGAGCUGGCAAACAGUGUCCAAAACCAGCAGCCCCUGGGCCGUCCCUAGGGAUGUGGCAAUGUAGACUCCCUCUCUGGCUUCUGUUGCUCAGAGAGAGCUGAGGACCAGACCUCGAGUGUGGUCUUGUCUGUGCUCCGAACUCAGUGGCCAGUUCGGCCCCACCCAUAAGUCUGCUGCGAGUACCCCACCUCCUUGGGCCUGGGCAAAGCCUGUGUGUUCUGCUGUCCAGGAGCCAAAGGGCUAGUCAGGGAGAAGGUGGUCAGGACGGACUACAAACCAGAGACCGGAAGACCAUGUGCAGUAUCCAGACCUGGAGGUUCAUGGCUCAUGCAGUAGAGACUUGGAGAAGAAAGGGAUAUGUACUUGACUGCUUGGGUUCACGAAGCCCUAGAAGAGGUGCAGGACUUGAGCUGGACUCGGACGCAAGGCAGAGGCCGUUCAGGAUGGGAAAGUAACCAGGGCACGUGGCCACUUAGGAAGCAAAACCCAGUCCAGUGGUUGAAUCGCCCACCCUGGGUUCAAGGAAGGCAUGGGGAUUUAUCCAGCACACGGUAGCUGGGCCAGAUCUGCGAUCAGAACCCAGACCCAUGGUUCUGGGUCCCCUAUUCUUCCGGCUCACCUGGCAGGGAGGGGCCCAUGGGAGUGGUAGGUGACUUUGGAAAGCCCAGCCUCCAGGGCUAGUUUUAUAGACUGUCAGCCCUUCUGACUCCUCUUACCUGCCUAUCGCUCAGGACUCAGCAACACCUCUAGGAAGUCCUGACCUGUGUCCCCACUCGAGCCCCCACUCUGUGGAUGUGAGGCCGAGCACCUCCCUCACCUCCCUGCACACUGACUGCAUGUAUUGCACGCCCUCUCUUCUGCUAGCAGGAGCUGUGUGUGACCCAUUAUUUCUGCAUCACCAGCAUCUGCAUAGGCUUGCAUGUAAUGGGUGCUCAGUAAGAGCAGGUGGGUGGCUUUCGGUCCUCUUGGGUAUUCCUUCGUCAAGGCUGGGUUGCAUACUGAGUUGCUUCUUCCUGGGGUGGGCCCGCUCAGCCUCCUUAACAGAGUCUCUGUGGGGUCUACUCUAACCUUGCUCACCAGAAAGUGACCCUUUUUUUGAGUGACACUUUCCAAUCUGACUGACUGGUUAGAUUAGAGAUGAGACUGGCCACACACUGGAGGAUGUCAGGGCUGAUAACCCCAGAGGCCAUCCCAUCUGCAGUCCUGAGGUGGGCAGCCAGUCUGACCCUGCACCCUGGGCACUGCUGGGCUGCGGGUUUGCCCCACAUGCACAGGCCUUUGGCAUCUUUCCUGUGUACCUUACCUCCUGAGAGAGGGAGAGGACCGAGGCUGGCUGUGCAUGGGUGGGGAGAGCUGCCCAGUCUGGCCUGCUGACUGGCAAAGGGUCAAGUUUACCAGGAGGGAGGCCAGGCCACUCAGGUUUCACUUUGCAGGGGCUGUGGAGGGGAAGAGAGCUGCCCAGUUCCUGGAGGCUGAACCCAGCUCGCCUUUCCCCCUUCGUGGACUUCUUCCCCUGCCUCAAAACACAGGGUUUCUUGAUACUCUGAAUUCAUUGUGACCCAAGGAGAGAAAGAAUUUAGUUACUGAUUUUUUCAGGAGCAGAGCCCAACUCAGAGGAGUAGGGGAGAGGGCAGCUCUGUCCCCAGACGCCCUGCUUGCUGGCUCGGUUUCAGGUGACCCUUGGCACUCCAUUGUAUGGGGUAGGUGUGGCUGGGAGCCCUUCUCCCCCAGGUUCCACUUGUCCCUCACUGGUCGGAGGCCGGAAACCCCUCCCUACUGCCUCCAGGCCUUGGCCCCGAGCUCUCAGCGGGCACCUGUGCCACCCAAGGAACCCUAGCCAUUAUCUAGACUAGUUCUCAUUUUACAUGGGUGGAGACUCAGUCCAAAGAGGUGACACACAGCUCUAGUUGUUGCCGAGGCGUGACUACACUCUCCUGGCUCCCGGCUCAAAGUGCUUUCCAGAAUUUUCAGAUGGUUCCAAACUUUCUGUUUUUAUUUGUGCGCCCUUGGGCAGGCUAAUUAAGUUCCCUGGGACAGAAUUGUCAUCCUUGUGAAAAAGAAAUGUUUCAUGUCUAUGGUGAGGGGCAGUGUCAUUGUGUGGAUUAUUAGAAAGCAGUGAGCUCCUCGCAUGUGCCAGACGCCUCUUGGGCAGUCACUCUAUGUCAUUGUCCCUGUGGAUGGGAGCCACCCUGUCUCAUUCCUGGGGGGUCUGUCCCCCCACCUCUUCUGGCAGGUCUGUGGCAGUGAUGUCUCCUCACCUGUUGGGGCCAGCACCUGGGGAGGCCUUGGCAAUUCCUCUUACAACCAGGGCUGAACUGGCAGCGUGUGCGGGUGCACGGACACGGGCGCCAGGGGACUAGGAGCAGAGAAAAAAGAUUUCCACUGGCAAGAUGUGUCCCCACCGAGGCGCUGCACGGCAGCGGGUGUUUAGCACGGGCUGAGAUGCCGGGGCUGCACCACGGGAGAGCUGGUGGAGAUGGGUGCCUGGCUGAGUCCUAGACCUUCGGCGGUGGCAGCAAGGAGAAGCCUCAGCAGCAGCGUCUGGAGCAGGGCUGAAAGCAAGCAGCAGUGGAGCACACGCCCGUGACCGGCCACCAUGGGCCAGAGACUGUGGGGGAGCCGCCUGCUGCGGCACCGGAAGGCCCAGCUCCUGCUGGUCAACCUGCUGACCUUCGGCCUGGAGGUGUGCCUGGCUGCCGGCAUCACCUAUGUGCCACCCCUGCUGCUGGAAGUGGGGGUGGAGGAGAGGUUCAUGACCAUGGUGCUGGGCAUCGGGCCCGUGCUGGGCCUGGUCUUCGUGCCGCUCCUGGGAUCGGCCAGUGACCAGUGGCGUGGACGCUACGGCCGCCGGAGACCCUUCAUCUGGGCACUACCCUUCAUCUGGGCACUGUCCCUGGGCGUGCUGCUCAGCCUCUUCCUCAUCCCGAGGGCCGGCUGGCUGGCGGGGCUGCUGUGCCCGGACACCCGGCCCCUGGAGCUGGCCCUGCUCAUCCUGGGCGUGGGGCUGCUGGACUUCUGCGGCCAGGUGUGCUUCACACCGCUGGAGGCCCUGCUGUCCGACCUCUUCCGGGACCCCGACCACUGCCGCCAGGCCUUCUCCGUCUACGCCUUCAUGAUCAGCCUCGGGGGCUGCCUGGGCUACCUGUUGCCCGCCAUUGACUGGGACGCCAGUGCCCUGGCCCCGUACCUGGGCACCCAGGAAGAGUGCCUCUUCGGCCUGCUCACACUCAUCUUCCUCACCUGCGUGGCAGCCACGCUGUUUGUGGUGGAGGAGGCGGUGCUGGGUCCGGUGGAGGCGGUGGAAGGCCGGUCGGUGCCCUCGGGGCCACGCUGCUGCCCGUGCCGUGCCCGCCUGGCUCUCCAGAACCUGGACGCCCUGCUUCCUCGGCUGCACCAGCUCUGCUGCCGCACGCCCCGCACCCUGCGCCGGCUGUUUGUGGCCGAGCUGUGUAGCUGGAUGGCACUCAUGACCUUCACACUCUUUUACACAGACUUCGUGGGUGAGGGACUGUACCAGGGUGUGCCCAGAGCCGAGCCAGGCACCGAGGCCCGGAGACACUAUGACGAAGGUGUGCGGAUGGGCAGCCUGGGGCUCUUCCUGCAGUGCGCCACCUCCCUCCUCUUCUCCCUCGGCAUGGACCGGCUGGUGCAGCUCUUCGGCACCAGGGCCGUCUACCUGGCCAGCGUGGCAGCCUUCCCUGUGGCCGCCGGUGCCACGUGUCUGUCCCGCAGUGUGGCCGUGGUGACAGCCUCGGCCGCCCUCACCGGGGUCACCUUCUCGGCCCUGCAGAUCCUGCCCUACACUCUGGCCUCCCUGUACCACCGCGAGAAGCAGUGUGACGUCCCGGUGGUGCGCGUGGUGGUGGGCGAGCCGGGCGAGGCCAGGGUGGUCCCGGGCCGGGGCAUCUGCCUGGACCUCGCCAUCCUAGACAGCGCCUUCCUGCUGUCCCAGGUGGCCCCGUCGCUGUUCAUGGGCUCCAUAGUCCAGCUCAGCCAAUCUGUCACUGCCUAUAUGGUGUCGGCCGCGGGCCUGGGUCUAGUGGCCAUUUACUUUGCUACACGGGUAGUCUUUGACAAGAGCGACUUGGGCAAAUAUUCAGUGUAGAGCGGUCCGAACGGGGGAGGCCCCGCCUCGGUGGGUCCCGGCUCCCACGGGUGGGGCCACGGGCCUCCCCGCUGCCCGAGUGGCGCGGCGCUCUGCUGCCACCCCGUGGCGACGUGGCGCAUAGCCUCACCCGUUGUGGUCUGAGGCUUCCCCGGGCUCUUCCUGCUCCUAGGGCUGGCGGGCAGCUUCCCAUCUGACUUUUGGUCUGGGCUUCUGCGGGGAGCCCAAGGGCGGGCAUGUGAUGAGCUCCAUGCACUGGAAUGCGGGACUCUGUAGGCGGGUCACCCAGGCUCAGGCUUAGAGCCAGCACCUAGUUCAGGUAGACUCGGAAGGCGUCUGGGCAGCUGAAUAAACUCAGCCACCUGGUCUCGCACCUCCAAGCCCCCUUACCCUGCAGCCUCCAGGUGUUGCUCUUGCAUGGGAGUUUCUAGCUGAAGCUCCCCCGGGAUUCGGAGGUGUAAGACCUACUUGCAGGAAGGGUCCUAGGGGCCCGGCCAUGUGGCCCACAGCGGUGCUGCUUCCUCUGCCUCCACCUCCUGUCAGGACACGGCUGGUGGUCUCUGGGGACCCAGGACUUUGAGUAUUUAACUUAUUUAUUUGGCAAAGGAGAAGGGAAAGAUCCAUUCCCAGCUCUUCUGUGUUGGUGCCUAGCAGGUGGGUAGAAUGAGAGCCUCCAUAACUGGGUCCCCAAGAGGCUGAUCUUUGCUAGAAUCCUGUUCUCCUGGGGUGACAGGUGUGGCCCCCCAAAACUGCCUAGACCAGGACCUUGGGAGCUCUACUCACCUGAGGUGACAGCCCAGAUGUGCUUGCCCAGAGCUGGGAGGUUGAGGGGAGGCAGAGGGGACUCCGAGUGUCACGCCCCUAAUCUCUUGUCUCCUGCCCCGGCCGGAUGCCCCUGGCUCCCCUCUGCCCCUGUAGGGCUGGUGAAGACGCUGCCCUUCCACCCCCCACCCCACCCCCGCAGCUGCAGCCUGACUGGGCGCAUCGCAGGACCAGAAGCACAAGUGUGGUCCCUUGAGCCUUUGACCGUUUCCGUCCCGGGGCGGCUGUGCUUGGGAAUCCACCCCGACUCAGGAACACCCCUGCCCGAGGCGAGGAGCUCUCAGCGCUCUCGCUCAGGGUUUAAGUGCCGUUUGCAAUAAUGUUAUGUCUUAUUUAUUUAGCGGAGUAAAUAUUUUAUACUGUUUGUGAGCAAUCAGAGUAUAAUGUUUAUGGUGAGGAAAUUAAAGGCUUCUUAUAUGUUUAAUU